Molecule: messenger RNA, 861 nt
Organism: Trifolium pratense (red clover)
Lineage: Eukaryota; Viridiplantae; Streptophyta; Magnoliopsida; Fabales; Fabaceae
Exons: 2
Coding region: 1-861 (286 amino acids)
Source: RefSeq, a predicted model, not a curated record
AUGGGAGUUGAAGAAAUGGUUGCAAUGUUUCUAGUCGUUGUAGGUCAUGGUGUAGGCAAUAGAAUGAUUCAAGAAAGAUUUCAACACUCGGGUGAAACGGUAAGUAGACAUUUUCACCGAGUUCUUCAUGCUUGCCUUAAGUUGUCCUUUAAAUAUAUCAAACCCAAAGAUCCUAUGUUUCGUGAUUGUCAUGCCAAAGUAAAAAAUGACCAAAGUUAUUGGCCAUUUUUUAAGAAUGCUAUAGGAGCGAUUGACGGCACACAUGUGUCAUGUGUAGUUAGUGCUAGUGACCAACCCAAGUUUAUCGGAAGAAAAGGGUAUCCGACACAAAAUGUUAUGGCUGUAUGUGAUUGGAAUAUGUGUUUCACUUUUGUAUUAGCUGGUUGGGAAGGUAAGUAUUAUUUGGUAGAUUCUGGGUAUCCAACACCAGUCGGAUACAUCGGUCCCUAUAGAUGUGAACGCUACCAUCUUCCCGAGUUUAGGCGUUCAAGUGGAUUUGAAAAUCAUAAUGAAGUAUUCAAUUAUUACCACUCGAGUUUAAGAUGCACAAUAGAAAGAACUUUUGGGGUGUGGAAGAACAGAUUUGCAAUCCUACGUCGCAUGCCGAAGUUCAAAUAUGAAACACAAGUUCAAAUAGUAGUCGCAACAAUGGCAAUACACAACUUUAUCAGAAGAACUGCUGAAGUGGAUAGUGAUUUUAAUCUUUAUGAAGAUGAAAACACAGUCAUUCACCAUGAUGAAAUUCAUAGAUCAAAUAACUUGGAUCCGUCACAAGUUUUCAAUGUAGCUUCUUCGUCAGAGAUGGAUCAUGUUCGAGACUUAAUUCGUAAUCAGAUUAUAGAGUCUAGGUUAAAUAAUUAG